AUGUCAUACGUAUUUAUAAGAGCACUGUUGUUGAUAAGCAGCGUGUAUUCAUAUAUUGUACCAGAUUCUGUGUUUAAAUACAGGGUGAGUCCAUGUUACACACACCCUAAGUCAGAGGAACGAGUGGAGGCAAUAGAUGAGCGACUAUUGAGUAAUCUGAAGAAGAUAGGAAUAAAUGAGUUUAACGAGACGCAAAGAGAAGCAAUUCCGAAAAUAAUGGAGGAUUCCUCGAGAAAUAUAUGCAUAUUAUCUCAGACGGGUACGGGAAAGACAGUAUCGUACCUGGUUCCAAUAAUACAGUCACUACUAAGGUCAUCUGAAAAGCAGGCAAACACACUAAUAAUUGUGCCAAACAGCAUACUAAUAUAUCAAGUUCACGACGUGAUAAAGAACUUGGUCGAAGGAAUGCCGAUUAAGUCAAAGACCGUCGACGAUAUUGAAACGGGAGACCUUCCGCACGUAGUGGUGUCAUCGCCGCUGAAGCUGCUGAACAAGUUUAAAACAUAUAACCUCAACUACAAGGUUGACGCGUUCCAAAGGGUGAGAACCCUGGUCCUGGACGAGGUGGAUCAACUGUUAGUACACAAAGAGACAUUGCCACCAGUUUGUGAUAACGUACAUUUAACAUACACGCACAAGCAGCCACUGACGCAGAUUAGGAAGAAGACGAUUCUCUGCUCUAGCACGUUGUCAAGUGCCGGGAGGAGAAGCGACUCCAAGCUCGUAUCGCAGCUGUUUCAGAACUGCACAUACGUCAAGUCUGAAACACUCCACAAAAUACCGCCCAGCAUCUCAAUCAAUUUUGUACACUACAAAGAUGAAAGGGAAAGGUUUGACAAGUUGGUGGAAUAUUUGAACAACAACAAACACCGCACGCUCAUAUACUGUAACAACUCAACGGCAGUUGAGCGCUUGUAUUCUAAGCUGAUAAAGCACGGCAAGAAUGUACACAUUUUGAACAAGAAUGUUGAGCUUAUUGAGCAGAUUAUGAUAGCCACAAGUCAAGACAAGAAACUCGUGGUCGUAUCCACGGACUUAAGCAGCAGAGGAGUCGAUUUCAAGCAUUUUAAGUCAGUCGUGCACUAUGACUUCCCUACCAACGUAAUAAAGUUCAUACACAGGUAG
Messenger RNA from Theileria orientalis strain Shintoku, 1125 nucleotides. RefSeq names its product DEAD-box family RNA helicase. Gene Ontology annotation, cellular component: nucleolus. Bases 1 to 1125 code for a protein of 374 amino acids. Gene Ontology annotation, molecular function: nucleic acid binding; ATP binding. The transcript is spliced from 9 exons. Gene Ontology annotation, biological process: maturation of LSU-rRNA from tricistronic rRNA transcript (SSU-rRNA, 5.8S rRNA, LSU-rRNA). The record is from RefSeq and is a predicted model, not a curated record. Lineage: Eukaryota; Apicomplexa; Aconoidasida; Piroplasmida; Theileriidae.